CAUCAUUUAUCGCAAAUGAUCUGCGAUAAACUGAGGUCGAAAGUUGAUCCUUUUGACUUAGAUGUUCUCUACAAGCCCUUGCUAAACAACGUCAAGUACAGUGUUCUACAAACGCAAGUGAUUUUUGGAUGUUUAUUACCAAGUGCCGAACAUUUAGCGAACAUUGGAACGGGUGAAAAGCGGGAACAAGAAAAUGAACCAUCGAUAAUAACAUUCAGCGUCCCAUCGGGUACUGUAUGGUUCCCCUUGUUACCCGUUACAGCGCCCGCACAAAAGGUUCUCGCAUCUACCGGUGCACAAACUCAAAAACAGAAAAGCGUACCUAAACCAAGCAAAAUAGAUAAUAAAAAAUCAACUGGUGACGUUGCUGGAAUGGUCAGAUCAGGAACUGCUGCAUUAUUUGGUGCAAUGGCAAAUGAAUGGUUCUCGUAGAUAACAAACAAACAACAAUUACUAA
Molecule: messenger RNA, 457 nt
Organism: Agrilus planipennis (emerald ash borer)
Lineage: Eukaryota; Metazoa; Arthropoda; Insecta; Coleoptera; Buprestidae
Product: conserved oligomeric Golgi complex subunit 1-like
Exons: 3
Coding region: 16-432 (138 amino acids)
Biological process (GO): intra-Golgi vesicle-mediated transport
Cellular component (GO): Golgi apparatus; COG complex
Source: RefSeq, a predicted model, not a curated record